GUGGGCUGUGCGCUUCUGCUCGUAUUUCGCGGCGUGAUCAGACUUCGCGGCACUCAAGCGGCGACGCCAACGAGCCAGCUUCGCCCGUGUGCGUGUGUUUCCGCUGUUUCAGCAUUGGCGACGAAGUGCCGAGCACGGACUACGAAGCAUGGACUCGGCGGCGAAGCAGCGCUUUUGGGGCGAGCUCUUUCCGACUCGCCUGAGCGCCGUUGUGUUCGUGGCGUACAUCGGCUUCUUCGUCAACCAAGGCAUCCUGGUGACGGCGACCAAGAACUCGCAGGACCGGUACGACUACAACGUCACCGCGGUGGUGAUGCUCACCGAGCUGUGCAAGCUGUUCGCCGCCACGCUGCUCUACCUCAGAGACCAUUCAUUCCAGUCGUUGCUCACAGAAAUCGGCAAAAACCGAAAAGUGCUCUUCCUGUAUUUCGUGCCUGCGCUGCUGUACUGCUUCUACAACAACCUGGCCUUCGUAAACCUGGCUGCAUUUGACCCAACCACUUACAACCUGCUGUUGCAGUUUAGGGUUGUCAUCACUGGCCUUUCCUUUCAGGUGCUCUUCAGGAAACAGCUGACGCGAAAGCAGUGGCUGUCCCUGCUGUUGUUGACUGCAGGAUGCAUCGUGAAGCACCUCGGUCUGCCCUCAAAGUCGCCACAUGCCGCAGGCGGCGAAGUGGCCGGCAUCUUCAGCAGUUUGUUCAGUGGUCACAUGUUGCUGCUGCUGCUGCAAGUAUUUUGUUCCUGCUUUGCUGGCGUCUACAACGAGUUCCUCCUCAAGGACACUGGCGUCAACAUUGACAUUAUGAUUCACAAUGUGUUCAUGUACAUUGACUCGAUCGUCUGCAACGCAGCUGUGCUGCUGGUGCGCGGCGAGGCGUGGAGUGCGUUCUCCCGCGCAUCGGUUGCGACGCUGGUCAACCCGCUAGUCAUUGCCAUUAUUGUCAACGGCGCCAUCUGUGGCAUCGUGACGUCGGUCUUUCUGAAGAGCCUCAACUCCAUCCUUAAGACCUUUGCGAGUGCGUUGGACCUGUCCGUGAUGGCUGUGCUUUGUUGGAUCAUCUUCAAGAUUCCCGUCGACGCGUACACUGUCAUGGCGAUCGCUAUUGUGUCCAUCGCCAUCUACUGCUACUCUCAACAGCCUGUUGUGAACAAGCCCAAAGAGAUGCCACGGUCUCGGGAUGAUGAAGACUUGCAGCGCGGCCUUAUGAACGGUGGUAAGCAGCGUAGUGCCGCCGUGAGUGCAGAAAAGAGCACCGUACUAAAUGUAUAA
Molecule: messenger RNA, 1270 nt
Organism: Rhipicephalus microplus (southern cattle tick)
Lineage: Eukaryota; Metazoa; Arthropoda; Arachnida; Ixodida; Ixodidae
Gene: senju
Product: UDP-galactose transporter senju
Biological process (GO): pyrimidine nucleotide-sugar transmembrane transport
Cellular component (GO): Golgi membrane
Molecular function (GO): pyrimidine nucleotide-sugar transmembrane transporter activity
Source: RefSeq, a predicted model, not a curated record